GUCCGUGUUUCCUUCACCGCUAUUGCUUGUUUUGAGUUUUUCUUUCUUUUUUGAGAACGAAGAUUGCCCUGUGCUUUAUUUCACCCAUCGGCCAUCCAGCAGAUUUGGCGCGCAGAGUAAACCUCGCCUUCUUCCUUUCAAGUGUCAAAUUUUUUGCAGCUUGUUUUUGUGGACGUUUUCUCUCAAGCGCACAUAAGCCUUUCACUUUGCUUUCUUUCUGCGGUUUGUGUUUUCCACCGGUAGUUGACCGCGUUGGUUCCCUCCCCCCUCCUCCUACUUGUCUUGUCCUUUCCAAAUAGAAGUGACGAUCUCCACCAACAGCGACGUUGUCCCUGCGGUGCUUUUCCACGCUGUUGUUUUGUUGUUUGAUCGCUUCGUUUCCUAACGUGUUCGCGCCUUCCUUUUGGGGGUAAAACUCACUCACCUCAUAUUUCGGUUUGCUUUCUUGGUUUCCUUUUGCUGACCGGUUUACCUGGUGUAGUGGAGGUUUUCAUCUCUUUCGCUUCUCCUUGCUGAUUUCUUGUUUGCUUUAUCUCCAAUUGUGUAUAUCGGCACCUUCACGUGAUAUACGCACACCCCCUUCUCCCCAUUCUUGUGCUUUUCUCGCUGCUUCUCCGGCAGCCGCUGACUAGUUGCAACGCAUUCUAUAGAAUUAUACUGACCACUUCUUUUCUAUAUAUCACCUCGUCAACACGUUUCUCCAGGUUUCGUUUCUCCUGUAUCUUCCAAGACUGCUGCUUCCUCAGCGAUCAAAAUAGCCGCCUAAUGUUUGAGAAGUCUUGACUUUUUGCUGUCCUUUUUUUUUUAAUCCUUUCUGUUUCGCAAAUAUACUCUUCUCUGCGGCAACCGCGUGAGUUUUUGUUUGUCUGCGCGCGGUCAUUACGCCCGAUAUCUUGUUUUCUUUUCCCAUUGUUAGCAUUACUAUCGUCUUUUUCGCAGUUGGUAGGCAUACGUGGCUUUGCAACACUAUAUAGGGAACUGCAGCAGCGUUAAAUUCUUUUUAGCAGCUCUUUUUUUUUGUCUCUGCACUCCCGCUUCCCAUUCGUCUUGUUCGUAUACUUUUUGAAACCGAUUAUUUCUUUCUUGCGUGUGUGUGUGUGUUCUCUCUCUCUUUCACUUCGCGGUGCUCGUCGAGUAGUACCGUUAUACUCGCAUUGCCCGCAUCAUCCACCCUGCGGACUGCGCAUCUAACUUCUCUUUUCCCCUGCUGUGCUUUGUUUCUUUCUCCCCUCUCUCCAUUCCUUUUCAGAGGCAUCGACUUUGCCGAACUGCCUCUGACUCUUGUUUUGUUUUGUUUUCGCUGCCCUUUUUCAGUACGUUCCAAAUAGCAGACACAGGCAGAGAACAUCCAUGCGGGCCAACAGUUCUAGCGACGCCGCAAAGAAGGAGCCUUCUCCCAAACAAACAACACGCGAUCCACUGCGUCUGGGGUACGACAACGACAGCGCCUCUCUGCAAAGCGUCUCACAGCAUUCAACCCCACACGUGGAAGAGCUGAAUCUGGCGGGCAGCUCCUCAUCGGCUGCGCACAAGGCUGUCCGUUCGUCGCACGUGACGCUCCAGUCCCACUAUGGUGAGCAGCCGCUUCGUACGCAGCAUAUAUCAGGAGAGCCGAAUGCCAGCAUGCACUGCUCUAGCAAUCCGACCACGCAUCCCAAUAAGCCGCAGGGUUAUCGUUCGCAGAUGCGCCGCUCCUCCAGCGGUGCGCUGACCCCAAUUCCAAUGGAAAAGUCAAAAGCACCGAACAGCAUGCACGCCCCGCGUCCGUUCGAUGCGCAGCUGCUCAGCUCCCCGUGGCCCGGCGGCUAUCAGCUACCGACAACGCAGCCGCUGCCCUCGCCGACACGCGCUGGCGGCGGGGCCGGAGUAGCCACCUCCUCCUAUUGGAAUGUACCCUCCAGUCCAACGCCCUACCCGUGCGAUUCCCCCACCGCGCACGGCAACGGCGUUCGUUAUGUGUCCCUUUCUGUGCAGUCUCUCCUUCAGCAGCAGCAGCACCAGCACCAGCAGCUGAACGGCAACGAAGACAGCUCCCCCAUGCAGCUGAGCAUUUCCACGCUGGGCCGCGAAAGCAGCCUUAUCGGUGGCAGCGCCUCCGCCUUUGCUUCGCCCGGUGCGACGGGCAUGGUGCACUCCGCCAUCCUCGACGCCCCGCUGCAGGUUUCCCUGGUGCCACCACCCUACCACAGCGACCACCCAUACUUCAGCUUUGGCGAUUCCAUCACGCAGUCGAACGUCUUCACCCAGAGCACGCAGACCUCGAUGUCGUGCGGACACUCCAUUUACCAAGACACGAUGCUGGAACUGUCUCAGCACACACAGGGGCUGGCCCACCUGUACUCCGUUCUCAACGCUGAAAGCACGCGCCCUGCGGCACGCGAGUGCACGCCGACAAGUCUCGCUGACGCAGCCACGUUGUCCGUGAGCACUACACCGCUUACGGUGGAAGUCGCUGGGCAACCGCACCAGACCCCCCAACGGUUGAUGAGCAGGGCCUUCUCUGGUCCCGGCAGCGGUGCCAUCGACCCACCCAAAUUACCGGACGGCACACUGAGGGAUUGGUGGAGGCUCGAGCAGACGUCCCCGACGAGUCCGCCGCUGCAAGAGCCGCUGACGGCACGCCCUAACGAACAGUCGGAUGAGGAGAGUGAUGGCCGCCGAGUGGUGCAGAAGCACGGUCCGCCACAAGAGGAGGAAGGCGACUUGGUUGACGACUCGCGCUGCAGCGACACCCCUGAAGGACUGCCGUCUACCUACGCCGAAAGCACCGCCGUCCCGCCCCACAACGGCGUCCCACACGAAGGUGCGCAGCAGCAGCAGCAGCAGCAAGACGACGAACGGAGUGGUAUGAAGCGCCUGCACGAUACAAGCAUCAACCUCACCGAGUCAAUCGACGUGAACAGCACAGAACCGCACAACGCUGCCGCGGAAUUGCUGUCCCGUACCAACUUCGCUUCCAAUGAGAUGCACUCCAAAGCAACAACCGCAGCGGCAGCGACGACGAGCGCGGCGCCUUGGGAGCGCAAGAAUGCGGGCGGAGGCCUGCAAAUGGCAACGCCGCUGAACACCUACUCGCGGCGGCAGAGAGCGCAGCCCAACAUGCCGGCGGUUGCCCUGCACACGGUGGAUGGUACGCUGGGGGUGACUGAUGCUCACGUUUUUUUGCCGUCUCCGGUCGACCAGGGCGCGCAGGGCUUUGCACCUCUGCGCGACGGCUUGACACGUCGCAGCCCGUCGGAGCACAGCACAUCAAUGCUGAGUCCCGUGCCAAAUAUUGGUGUCUGCCAGGCCUCAUCCAUGCUCUUCUCAGCGUGGCAGUCCGCAGGGGCGUCGCCGUUGACCGCGCCCACCUUCGUGGCGGCUCUCAGCGACUUUCACGAGGUGCUGCGUCUGCUGCGGAGCGACAUCGCGAACGUGGACAGCCGCGUGUCCAUGAACGAGCAUACGGUGCGGCACUGGAUCGGCUGCACCUUGAGCGCCCUGUUGCAUCUAACGGUGGAAAUUUCGCAUAGCGUCCCUCUCUCUGCGGUGGAGGAGGUAACUGAAAACGAGGCGAAGCCGGAGCAGGGACUCACCUACACGCAGUUACACGCGGAUGUUUUAUCGGGGGUGGCGAGCUGCGUGGAAACACUCCGCAACACCAUUCCCGCCAUCCAGCAUGACCGUAAUAUUGUGGAGCCUCUGCUGCUGACCAGUAUGCUCGCCCGUGGGGCGAUCAUCUCUCUCCUGUGCAGUCUCGAAAAGACCUACAACCGAAGCGAGAGUCAGUUUGCAGCCACGAAUGGCGUCGUCGCCUCAAGGCCGAUGGAGGUGCACGACGCUGGAGCAGCCGCGCCAAUAGUAUUGACCACAACGAACCCCAUAACUGCCGUCCCUGCAAACCGUCGGGAUGCCUCGGUGGUGGUGCACGUCCCCGCGCCGCUCACGACAGAGCGCAUUGACGAGAUUAUGAACAGCGACCUCCUUGCCCAGGAGCUGGGCUGCAAGUGGCUCCAGCUCACCUCCAAGUACAACCGCAACCUGCUGCGCUACCUUUUUUUGCGUGUGCUACACGCUCAGCUGCGUUGCGCGGACGGCAGUAAGGGCAGCGGUGAAGCUCAUUCCACUGACGACGGGAAUACGCAUCGUAGCAGCUCAGCAUCCAGCGUGCAUGACAGCACGGCGGCCACGUUGCGCACGAUCGAGUCGGCGUGGACGGACGAUCAGCUGAAGCAAUGGAGCUUCCUCUUUCAGCGUAGUACGUCCCAAGUAGGUCACAAGGGUGACGUCACAGGCGACGACAUCACGCACGCAGACGAAGCCGGUACGCGACUCUUCCGCGAGGUCUUUUGUCCGCACCUCCCCUCGUACAAAGUGGUGACAGAGACGUUCUCGUCGUUUCGCGGUGGCGAGUGCUGGCGCCGCUGGUACGUGCUCCUCGGUCAAAUGAUGGAGUGCACCUUCCACGUGCAGGACAAGACGGAUCUGUUCGACUACGUUGCCAGGCAGUUCACCGACGCGCCAGAUCCGUACGCCCGCGCCGCCUUGCGUGCCGUCAGCGUGGGUCAGAUCACGCUCCAGCAGGUUGAGGAGUCGUUGGAGUCGGUGAAGGCCGCGUUGAUUUCAGCGGAGGAGGAAGGCAAGGCAAGGCGAGUCACCAUCUUGCAGCUCCUCCUGCGACGCAUCUUUGUGGUUGGUGUGGUGGCCUCCGUGCACCGCACACUUGGCAAAGACGCGGUGGUGUCCGACGCUCAACUGGCCGCCUACGUCCAGGUGCAGCGUAAAUCGUUGGAGGAGGUUGAGGCGCAACUGACCGCCGAGCACACGGAUGGCGCGACAUACAUCAAGUACAUCACAGACUUUUUGUCGCGCUUUGCGAGUGUCUCGCGGGUGACAUCCAGAGCAAGUGUGACAGCGCUCGACGGCACAAGCGAGGGACGCCUCUGCGACAGCGCCGCCACUACACCGUUGCCGUCUCGCGAUCCGCAGUGGAACAUUUUUACGGUGGGACCGCUUGCGCCUCUCCUGGCCGGCACGCGCUCCCGCAACGACGACGCAAACGACUUCGGCCGCAAUGAAAGCGCGGAAGCGCCGGCGACGACGACACGCGAUGCCCUCGCCCUCGUGCGCGACGUUAGCGCACGAAUUAUGGAUACUAUUAGCACUCUGUGUGUCCUUUUGCAGUCGGACGUGGACGUGCCGGAGGCAAAGCGGCAUUACCGCGUUGACCCAACCAAGAUACCGACUCAGUCGACGCGUGCGCUGCGUCGCCUACAAGCUUCGCUGAUAGAGACGCACCGCGCGACGAUGGUGUGUCUGGCUUGCUUGCACCUGGAUUGA
Molecule: messenger RNA, 5319 nt
Organism: Leptomonas pyrrhocoris
Lineage: Eukaryota; Euglenozoa; Kinetoplastea; Trypanosomatida; Trypanosomatidae
Exons: 1
Coding region: 1351-5319 (1322 amino acids)
Source: RefSeq, a predicted model, not a curated record